Messenger RNA from Paramormyrops kingsleyae, 10229 nucleotides. NCBI's taxonomy places the organism in Eukaryota, Metazoa, Chordata, Actinopteri, Osteoglossiformes, Mormyridae. The record is from RefSeq and is a predicted model, not a curated record.
UUUAUCCCGUGCAGUACUCGUUUGGAGUUGGAGGAAACUGCGAAAAGGGGUGGGGGCAUAGCGCACCUCGACAUACCAUCUUAACAGCGUGCAUGUGUAUGACAGUAAGGACUCAUCCCAGGAGAUGAGCUUAUAUUGCUCCCGGAGGGGAUCACGCCGCACUUUUAUGCUAAUACCUUCUGAAGGAGGGGAGCUGCGUAGCCAUUUUGUAGUCAUUUAAAACUUAACGUGGGAUAUAAUGACGCCCCGGUCCGAGGCUGCAACGCCUAGGUGGUCUUCUUAACUUUGCAGACUUUCACAUGGAUUACAAAAGACAGCCGGAGUGCGAGGACGAAAAGGGCAAAUGCCGUUUUCGGGGGUUCUUGUGAAAUUAUGUGGAUGAUCUGAGUUUUUGAGAUUAUGGAGCUGACAAUAAAGUGGAUCUGGGGGUACUUUCUGCUCCAAGUCCCGAUGCUGGUAUCUUUACAUUCACAGGCUUUAUCUCCCGGAGCCGCUUGGGCAAAUACAUCUGUUGGUCCCGGCUGGAUUUCUGAAACCGACAGAACUAUAACGCCUAAGUUUGUGUGGAGUUUAUUAGAGAUCGAGGGGCGACACGCAGUCUUGGCGCUGCCCCGUAAGGUGCGCUGCGCACCUCUGCACUGGAACCCAGCGCCGUUGUUUUCCAGGAUCAAAAAACCGGAAAAAUUCACUUUAACGCAUUUUCUUCCGUUUCUGCAUGGACAGGACUGCUUCAUCAAAUAUAAAAGAAAGAGCAGAGCAGGCAAGCCCGUUACGUACAUUAAUUACUUUUCCAGGAUAGAGGCAAAUUCCUUCUUUACUGCAGGUAAGUUGACGUUAAAUGUCAAGGACCUUUCAUUUGUUCUGUUUGGAAAUUUACACCUGUACAAUUUGUCCUGCACGGGAACAAGCUUGCAGGUGUUUUUGAGUAACGGGAGCGUAACGACGGAGUGGGAGCAGGAGCGCAGUCGCCAAGCGGUUGAAGGCGCUGAGGCGUCUUUGCUUUGCAUGCUGCCGACCUGGCAAGAGGACGCCGCGUCCGUGCGUGUCAAGCUUAGGUUUAUGACAACACGCACAGACGGAGCACAAUCGGAGGGCAACCAUACAGACAAAAGACGGAGGAGGAACGUUAACACCGCUCCUCAAUUUCAGCUGCCGAACUAUCAGGUGUCGGUGGCUGAGAACGAACCGGCUGGGACCCGAGUUUUCACCCUCAAAGCCGUCGAUUUAGAUGAUGGAGAAGCUGGGAGAAUUGAAUACAGCAUUGAGGCUCUCUUCGAUAGCAGAUCCAAUGAUUAUUUUCAAAUCGAAUCACAAACUGGAAGCAUCACAACCAUGCAGCCUUUGGACAGGGAGAUCAAAGACACUCACGUCUUUAAAGUCACAGCAACUGAUCAUGGGAUCCCUCAGAGGUUGGGAACAACCUAUCUUACUGUCACUGUGAAGGACACCAAUGACCACGAGCCAGUGUUCGAACAGACGGAAUACAAAGUCAGUAUUCGGGAAAAUGUGGAGGUCGGCUAUGAGGUGUUGACCAUCAGAGCUACAGAUGGGGACGCGCCGUCGAAUGCUAAUAUGAUAUAUAAGAUAUUGAAUGGAGAUGGCGUGAACUCAGACUUCGAAAUUGACUCUUGGAAAGGAUUAGUUAAGAUCAAGGUUCGGCCAGACCGAGAAACAAUAUCCCAGUACCAGCUGAUGGUGGAAGCCAACGACCAGGGCAAAGACCCUGGACCCCACAGCGCGACAGCCACAGUGUACAUCACAGUGGAAGAUGAGAAUGACAACUACCCCCAGUUCAGUAAGAAGCGGUACAUUGUUCAGGUGCCAGAAAACAUCGCGGUCAACACCGAAGUUGUCCAGGUGGACGCCACAGACAAGGAUGAGGGUAACAAUGGCAAGGUGACAUAUAGCAUCAUCAGUGGAAAUGUGCGGGGCCAGUUUUACAUCCACUCGCCCACGGGCAUCAUCGACGUCAUAAACCCACUGGAUUAUGAGACGAUCAGGGAGUACAACUUGCGGAUUAAGGCACAGGAUGGUGGCCGUCCACCUCUGAUUAACAGCACUGGAAUCGUGGUUGUGCAAGUGGUAGAUGUGAAUGACAACAUCCCCAUGUUUGUCAGCACGCCAUUCCAAGCCACUGUGCUGGAAAACGUGGCCGUUGGAUACUCUGUGAUUCACAUCCAGGCUAUAGAUGCAGAUUCCGGAGACAACGCCCGCUUGGAAUACCGGCUGCUCGACACCACCCCGGGCUUCCCCUUCGCCGUUAGUAACAGCACUGGGUGGAUCACAGUCAGUAUGGAGCUAGACAGGGAGACCAAAGAAUUUUACACCUUUGGAGUUGAAGCACGGGAUCAUGGGAUCCCUGUGAUGUCAUCAUCAGCCACUGUCAGCAUUACUGUGCUAGAUGUGAAUGACAAUGUCCCCACCUUCACUGAGAAGCUGUACUCUCUGAAAAUCAAUGAGGAUGCUGUGGUGGGGACAAGUGUGCUCACUGUCACAGCUGUGGACCGGGACAUAAACAGUGUGGUGACAUACCAGAUUGCCAGUGGAAACACGCGCAACCGCUUUGCUAUCGCCAGCCAGAGCGGAGGUGGCAUCAUUACCCUGGCAUUGCCACUGGACUACAAGCAAGAACGGCAGUAUGUGCUGUCAGUCACCGCCUCAGAUGGCACCCGCUACGACACUGCUCAGGUCUGCAUUAACGUCACUGAUGCCAACACCCACCGGCCUGUAUUCCAGAGUACCAACUACCAGGUUCUGGUCAGUGAAGAUAAGCCUGUAGGCUCCACAGUGGUAGUCAUCAGUGCCACGGAUGAAGACACGGGUGAGAAUGCUCGCAUUACCUAUAUUAUGGAGGACAAUGUGCCUCAGUUUAAGAUUGACCCAGACACAGGGGCCAUCACAACUCAGAUGGAGAUUGACUAUGAGAACCAGGCCUCCUACACACUGGUUAUUGCUGCCCAUGACAAUGGAAUCCCUCAGAAGUCUGACACCACCUAUGUGGAGAUCAUCGUUAUUGACGCCAAUGAUAACGCUCCUCAGUUUCUCCGGGACAUGUACCAGGGCAUGGUGUUUGAAGAUGUUCCAGUUUACACCAGCGUGCUGCAGAUUUCAGCUUCAGACAGGGACGCUGGAUCCAAUGGGAGACUGAGUUACACCUUCCAAGGUGGGGAUGAUGGGGACGGUGAUUUUGUCAUUGAGCAGUAUUCUGGAAUCAUCAGAACAGCCAGGAAGUUGGACAGAGAAAAUGUACCCGUGUACAGCCUGAAGGCCUAUGCUGUAGAUAAGGGUAUUCUUCCACUGAAAGCAGUGGUGGACAUCCAGGUGUCUGUGCUGGACAUAAAUGACAAUGCUCCGGUGUUUGAAAAGGAUAGGCUAGAUAUCUUUGUGGAGGAAAACAGUCCCAUGGGCUCCAUUGUAGCACGGAUCACUGCUACAGACCCAGAUGAGGGUACCAAUGCUCAAAUUCUGUAUCAGAUUGUGGAGGGGAAUGUUCCAGAAGUUUUCCAGCUGGAUAUUUUUACAGGAGACCUGAUCACAUUGGUAGACCUAGACUAUGAGUCCAAAACGGAGUAUGUGAUAGUUGUCCAGGCCACAUCAGCUCCUCUGGUCAGCCGCACCACUGUAUAUAUAAAACUUGUGGAUGUAAAUGACAAUGACCCAGUCCUGCAGGACUUUGAGAUCAUCUUUAACAACUAUGUCACCAACAAGUCCAACAGCUUCCCACCUGGGGUGAUCGGGAAGGUACCUGCUCGUGACCCUGAUGUGUCCGACAAACUCCACUACAGUUUUGUGGAGGGGAAUGAGCUGAGUCUUCUCCUCCUGGACCAGAACACUGGAGACCUGAAGCUCAGCAGGGCUCUGAACAACAACCGACCCUUGGAAGCAGUCAUGAAAAUGUCAGUCACAGAUGGGCUGCACCGCGUCAUGGCGCUGUGCACACUGCGCGUCACCAUCAUCACCGACGACAUGUUGACCAGCAGCAUCACGGUCCGCCUGGAACACAUGUCACAGGAGCGCUUCCUGUCGCCGCUGCUGGCACUCUUCACGGAGGGCGUGGCCGCCGUGCUGUCCAUCAGCCGCCACGACGUCUUCGUCUUUAACAUCCAGAAUGACACAGACACCCGUGGCGGUGUGGUCAACGUCACCUUCUCGGCGCUGCGGCCCGGCUCCGGCCCGGCCCGCUACAUCCCGUCGGAGGAGCUGCAGGAGCAGGUGUACCUGAACCGUACGCUGCUGCGUCUGGUGUCCGGCCAGGACGUGCUGCCCUUCGACGACAACAUCUGCCUGCGCGAGCCGUGCGAGAACUACAUGAAGUGCGUGUCGGUGCUGCGCUUCGACAGCUCGGCGCCCUUCAUCGCCUCCGACACCGUGCUCUUCCGGCCCAUCCACCCCAUCAACGGCCUCCGCUGCCGCUGCCCGCACGGCUUCACCGGCACCUACUGCGAGACCGAGAUCGACCUGUGCUACUCCGGGCCCUGCCGCAACAACGGGCGCUGCCGCAGCUGCGAGGGCGGCUACACCUGCGAGUGCCUCGAGGACUUCACAGGCGAGCAUUGCGAGGUGGACGCCCGCUCUGGCCGCUGUGUGCCCGGUGUGUGCAAGAAUGGCGGCAGGUGUGUCGACCUGCUGGUGGGGGGGUUCAUGUGCCAGUGCCCCCCGGGGGAGUACGAGAGGCCGUACUGUGAGAUGACCACCCGCAGCUUCCCGGGACAGUCCUUCGUCACCUUCCGGGGCCUGAAGCAGAGGUUCCACUUCACCGUGUCCUUUAUGUUUGCCACGCGCGAGAGGAACGGCCUGCUGCUCUAUAACGGGAGAUUUAACGAGAAGCAUGACUUCAUCGCCCUGGAGAUCGUGGAAGAGCAGGUGCAGCUGACCUUCUCUGCAGGAGAGGCUAAGACAGUUGUGACGCCAUUCAUAGCGGGUGGCGUCAGCGACGGACAGUGGCAUUCCAUCCAGUUGCACUACUACAACAAGGACAGCCUGCACUUCCCGGACUCCACUGGGGCGUUAGGGGUCUCCCUUUAUACAGCCUGGCUGGAGCUGAAACAUAAGGAGCCCAUCAUCGGACGCCUGGGAGUCCCUCACGGACCCUCGGGAGAGAAGGUGGCGGUGGUCGCCGUGGAUGACUGUGACAUCGCCAUGGCAGUGCGUUUCGGCAGCCAGCUAGGGAAUUACUCCUGCGCCGCCCAGGGGACCCAGACAGGACCAAAGAAGUCCCUGGAUCUGACUGGGCCGCUUCUCCUGGGUGGCGUGCCAAACCUGCCCGAGGACUUCCCCGUGCGGAACCUGGACUUCGUGGGCUGCAUGAGGAACCUGACGAUCGAUAGCAAGCCUAUGGACAUGACCAGCUUCAUAGCCAACAACGGAACCACCGCAGGCUGUGCCGCGAAGAGGGACUUCUGCAGCACAUCUGUGUGCCAGAACGGGGGCACAUGCGUGAACAGGUGGAACACAUAUUACUGUAACUGCCCACUGGGCUACGGAGGCAAGAACUGUGAGCAAGCCAUGCCGUCCCCCCGGCACUUCGACGGACAUGCCCUGGUGUCGUGGUUCGACCCGGACAUCACCAUCACAGUCCCCUGGUACAUGGGCCUGAUGUUCCGGACCCGGCAGAGCCACGGGAUGCUGAUGCAGGCUAAUGCCGGAGCCUCUUCCAGAGUCAAUCUUCUGGUGAGCUACUUCGGGAUGGACUGCAUGGACCCCUGUCAGCUGAACCCCUGUGAGCACGUUUCCAGCUGUGUGCGCAGGCCCGGCUCCGCCCACGGCUCCGCCCACGGCUACGCCUGCGAAUGUGGACCCAGCUACUACGGCCAGUACUGCGAGAAGAAGGUGGACCAGCCCUGUCCUCGUGGCUGGUGGGGGCACCCAGUCUGUGGGCCCUGUAACUGCGAUGUCAGCGAAGGAUUCAACCCUGACUGCAACAAGACGACAGGGGAAUGCCGGUGUAAGGAUAACCACUACAGGCCAGAGAGCGAAGACACCUGCUACCCAUGUGACUGCUUCCCGGUGGGCGCCCAGACCCGCACAUGUGACCCUCACACUGGCCAGUGCACCUGCAAGGCGGGUGUCAUCGGGCGCCAGUGCAACCGCUGCGACAACCCAUUCGCCGAGGUGGCGGGCACUGGCUGCGAGGUCGUUUACGAUGGCUGCCCCAAGGCCUUCGACGCGGGAAUCUGGUGGCCCAAGACCAAGUUUGGCCGUCCAGCUGCAAUAGACUGUCCAAAGGGCUCGUUCGGCACAGCAGUCCGACACUGCAGCGACGAGAAGGGCUGGCUUCCUCCCAAUCUCUUCAACUGUACCACCAUGACCUUCUCCCAGCUGAAGACACUGAAUGAGGAGCUGCACCGUAAUGAGUCCUUGAUGGACUCAGAGAAAUCCAAGAGCAUUGCCCGCAUGCUCCAGAAUGCCACUGAGCACAUGCGCCGCUUCUAUGGAAACGACGUCAGGACGGCGUACCAGCUGAUCCUGCGGGUCCUGCGAUAUGAGAACCAACGGCAGGGCUUCGACCUGGCAGCCACUCGGGAUGCCCAGUUCAGCCAGAACAUCAUCAGAGCAAGCAGUGCCGUCCUCGACCCAAAUAAUAAGGAGCACUGGGACCAAAUCCAGACAUCCGAGGGUGGAACGGCUCACCUGCUCCGGAACUUUGAGGAGUAUGCCAAUAACAUGGUCCAGAACAUGAGGAAGACCUACCUGAAACCUUUCACCAUUGUCACGGAAAAUAUGAUUGUUGCUGUCGAUUAUCUGGAUACCUCCAAUCAAGACCAGGCCAAGAUGCCACGUUUCCAGGAUAUCCAGAAUGCUUAUCCCAAAGACCUGGAGUCUUCCGUGCGGUUUCCGGAAUUCACUUCCAAAUUCAGCCAGGAUGAAGUAGAACACAGAGGGGAUCCUUCUCUUCAGACCAAGGGCCGCACCAAGAAGAGACGUGAUGCUGAGAAUGUUGUCCCUCUUCCAGUUGCCAUGGUGAUCAUCUACAGGUCACUGGGCCAACUGUUACCAGAACACUAUGACCCAGACCGUCGGAGUUUGAGGUUGCCUACCCGCCCAGUUAUCAACACCCCCAUCGUUAGCACUGCUGUCCACAGUGAAGGGGGACUUUUGCCGAGCCUCCUGGAAAAGCCAGUCAUCUUGGAAUACACCUUGCUGAAGACUGAGGACCGGACCAAACCUAUUUGUGUGUUUUGGAACCAUUCCAUUGCGAUUGGAGGGACGGGCGGAUGGUCCUCGAAGGGCUGUGAGCUGUUCUUCAGGAAUGCCACCCACAUCAGCUGCCAGUGUAACCACAUGACCAGUUUCGCCGUGCUCAUGGACAUCUCUAAGCGAGAGCAUGGGGACGUCCUGCCCCUGAAGAUUGUCACUUACACCGCGGUGUCGGCAUCACUGCUGGCCCUGCUCCUCACCUUCAUCCUACUGGCUGCCGUUCGCAAGGUGCGAUCCAACCUCCACAACAUCCACAAGAACCUGGUGGCGGCGCUCUUCCUCUCUGAGCUCGUCUUCCUCAUCGGCAUCAACCAGACCGACAACCCGUUCGUCUGCAUGAUGGUGGCCAUUCUGCUGCAUUACUGCUGCGUGUGCAUCUUUGCCUGGAUGUUUGUGGAGGGCCUGCACGUCUACCGCAUGCUGACUGAGCUGCGCAACAUCGACCACGGCCACAUGCGCUUCUACUACGCCAUCGGCUGGGGCGUCUCCGCCGUCGUUGUGGGCUUGGCUGUGGGGUUGGACCCGCAGGGGUACGGGAACCCCGACUUCUGCUGGCUCUCGCUGUAUGACACCCUCAUCUGGAGUUUGUUUGGUCCGUCCUCUCUGGUUGUCCUGGUCAAUGUGGUGAUAUUCGCGCUGGCUUUGAGGGCAACUUGUGGACGGAGGCACCGGUCAUUAGAAAAGUCGGGCUUCAUUUCAGCCCUGCGGAGUGCCUUCCUGCUGCUGCUGCUCAUCAGCGCCACCUGGCUGCUGGGUCUGAUGGCGGUCAACAGUGACAUCAUGGUCUUCCAUUACCUCUUCGCCACUUUCUGCUGUCUGGAGGGUAUAUUCGUCUUUCUCUUCUACUGUGUCUUCAGCAAAGAUGUGCGGAAGAGUCUCAGGAAGGUCUUUGCGGGGAAGAAGGCCCUUCUGGAUGAGUCGAGCACCACUCGUGCCUCGCUGCUGACUCGCUCACUGAACUGCAACACAUUCGCAGAGGAGAGCGCCCUGUACCGCACACCUAUUGGGGAGUCUACCGUAUCCAUGGAGACCAGCAUCAGGGAUGAGUCUGGACAGAAACCUGGUAUCUUCUCGGGCACAGCCAGAGCUGGACACACCAACAAGGACUCCUCUGUUUUCCCCCGGAAUGGUACCAAGGGUGAAGACUCCGACUCUGACAGCGAGCUCUCUGCAGAUGAGCACAGCAUCUCCUAUGCCUCCUCCCACUCGUCUGACAGUGAGGGGGAUGAAGGGAAGGUGAAGGCCAAGUGGAACUCUGAUACAACCAAGAACAAUGAGCGCCAGCUCCUACAUAGCACCCAUAAAGUGGAUGUAGUAUCCAAUCAUGUGCAGCCUAACUGGCCGGUGGAAGUGACAACAGCCAGUGACAGCGAAAGCCCCAGCAGGCCAGAGAAACUGCGGGUGGAGAUGCGGGUGAAUGUGGAGUUGCAUCCCGAGAUCAAACUAAACCACCUGGAAGAGAUGCCCCAAGGCCAGGAGGACCCUCCACCCGACAACAAGCGCCAGUCGGAGCAGAGGAAGGGAAUUCUGAAAAACAAGAUCACUCACCCUCCUCCGCUUGCAGACAAGAACAUGAAGAACCGCCUCCGGGAGAAGCUGUCAGAAUACAGCAGCCCCGCCGUCCCAUCCAGGGCGCCGUCGGCGGCAUCGAGCGAGGGAGCGCGUCCAGUCAGCCAGGGCGAAGGCUUGCUCAUCAAGCCCCUCCAGCGGCCGUCGGUGACCCUCCGGGAACCGGCCAAUGGGGUCACCGUGGCGCUGCAGGCAGAUACUGUGAACAGGGGCGAUGACUCCGACUCCUACGGCAGUAAUGAAACCUCAAUUUGAGCCGUUGUGAGGAAAGCUGGAGAAGCUACGCCCCUCUGUCCUUCAGCUCCUAUGGAGAUCAGUAUUACUGCUGGCUUUUGCCUGCCUAAGUGAAAGGGAAUGAUUGCGUACAUCUGGGUACAGCAGGACGGUGGUCCAUUGCCAAAGCCACUGAAGGAUGUGGAAACUACAAGACCCAGCAUGUACCUGUGCACACACAGAGCAAAUACUAGCCACAGUGACUUUCAAGUCAAAAAACGUGCUGUUGAAGAUUGAUGCAGUGGCAUUUUUUUUUACAUUUUAAAGAAACUUUAAACCUUAAACCUUUGUCUGGGACAAAUUUAUGGACGGCUGUUAAAUCUUAUUCUGUUUUUUUGUGAGCCUUGUUUUAAAGUGUAGAACAGCAGAAUAGCUGUGCGGUCCUACUUGACAUCAUGUUGGGUAACUAGGUUUACAGUCUGCAAGCUUUCCAUCAGGAUGUACUUGAAACACAGGAAGGUUUCCCCUCCCAGAAAACAGUGACAUUGAAGCACAGAAUCUGAACUGUCAGACAUACAGUAACAGAUGUAAGUCCGCAGGACGUCUUCGGCUAUGUGUUUCGACUUUGUUCAUACACAUGACAGGAGCUAAGAUGCUGUGUCAUGUGGUGCGACCCAGCCUAAUAAUUCAUCAUCUGGAACUCCUGUAAGGCAUUGUUCCACAUCUGUUGACACAUCUGCAAUUUCCGUGGUACUUAAGACAUUUAAGGUUAUCUUGAUUAACCUUAAAAAUGCCAAAGGCUGUGUUCCAUUCCUGGAAUACCAUUUGAAAGUGGUAAAAUGGUAAAUAAAUUAUAUUUCUGAUUUAUGAUAUCGCCAUGGAGAUAAUGAUGUCAUGUACAAAUUGGCACAUUUGCCUCUUCCUUGGAGGACCUCAGGAUGACAACACUGCUGAUGCAGAGGGGAGAGAGAGUGAUAGAACCACUCGGAAUGAUCUACAACACAGGACAACCUCUGCUGUGAGACAGCAGUGAAUUUAAGCUUAGUUUAACCACUUAUCUCUGGUUUCUACCAAACGAGACACAUUUCAUGUGUGUCUGUCCUAGCAGUACAGCCACCCCACCUUACCAAACCCUGGUCUUUUUUCUGUAAUCUAUGACACUGGAAUUCUUUUUGUAACAUACACAUAUUUAUUUUGUGUUGUUUUAAGGCUGCAGCAAGACUUUAAAUAAAACAAAAUUUGGAUAAUAA